Adineta steineri is the source of this 249-nucleotide messenger RNA. Lineage: Eukaryota; Metazoa; Rotifera; Eurotatoria; Adinetida; Adinetidae. The record is from the annotation of a GenBank genome assembly.
AUGUUAUUGUCGAGUAAAAGUUUAUAUCGUUUUCAUAAACGUACAUGGAAAAGUGAACCAGCAUCAUCACUUGAUAUAUCAGUUUCCACGUCGAAUAUCCCAAUUAACAGCAAUUCAACCAAUCAUCCUCCAUGUAAUAUCAAUAAUAUAUCAAGUUCUUUAUCACAUAUGGUUGAACCAUAUACACCUUCAGCUGGCUGGGGCGUUUAUGGUGAUCAACAAGCAUGGGCUGAUUUACAUCUUCGUUAA